Rosa rugosa (rugosa rose) is the source of this 1886-nucleotide messenger RNA. RefSeq names its product probable protein phosphatase 2C 25. The record is from RefSeq and is a predicted model, not a curated record. NCBI's taxonomy places the organism in Eukaryota, Viridiplantae, Streptophyta, Magnoliopsida, Rosales, Rosaceae. Bases 89 to 1231 code for a protein of 380 amino acids. Gene Ontology annotation, biological process: protein dephosphorylation. The transcript has 5 exons. Gene Ontology annotation, molecular function: protein serine/threonine phosphatase activity; cation binding.
GCCCUUGGAUCAAAAGCAACACAAACGAACCGAGAGAGUUUUUCCGAAGCGAAAAAAAAUUCACCGGAAAAUAGAAAACACAAACGAAAUGCCUUGCGCUUUAGCGGUACCAAACUCUCCGAUCUUCUCACCGUCGAAAAUUCCGUCCAUUUUCUGCCGGUCAUCUCCUUCUUCAUGUUCUUCUCCUAGAGUACUUCUCCAUGGUCCACCUCCAACGCCGUCGUCACGGUCCAACAACCCACUUUCGUCGCCGAAGGCUUUCCCGGCAAGGUUUCAGAGUCAGAGGCAUGUGAUUAGUAACUGCAAGAAGGAGCCGUCGGGUUUGGGCUCGGGUCCGGCUUUGGCUUUGAAGAGGAAGAGGCCGAUGAGGAUUGAUAUUCCGGCUGCGCCGGUGAGUUUCGGCGUUGACUCGCCGAAGGUUGAGGAGAGAGUGGAGGCGGUGGAGGUUGACGAAGAUGGAUACUCGGUUUACUGUAAGAGAGGGAAACGAGGUCUCAUGGAGGAUCGGUACUCCGCCGUGGUUGAUCUUCAUGAUAAUACCAGACAGGCGUUCUUUGGUGUGUUUGAUGGGCAUGGAGGUUCAAAGGCAGCUGAAUUUGCAGCAAAGAACUUGGAUAAGAACAUCGUGGGUCGUUUGGCGAGCGGAGGAGAAGAGAAGGUCAUGGAAGCAGUGAAAGAUGGUUAUUUGGAGACUGAUGUUGAGUUUUUGAAGGAGGAUGUUAGUGGUGGUGCUUGCUGUGUGACUGCGUUGGUACAGAAAGGUAAUCUGGUGGUGUCGAAUGCUGGUGAUUGCCGCGCUGUUAUGAGCCGAGGAGGGGUUGCUGAGGCCCUUACGUCUGAUCAUCAUCCUUGUAGAACAGAUGAAAGAGCCAGAAUUGAAAGCUCGGGUGGUUAUGUGGAUUGUUGCCGCGGUGUUUGGAGAAUACAAGGGUCUCUUGCUGUUUCAAGAGGAAUUGGAGAUCGACAGCUAAAGCAGUGGGUUAUAGCAGAACCAGAGACUCAAGUCCUAAAAAUAAAUCCUGAAUGCGAGUUCUUAAUGUUAGCUUCUGACGGUCUUUGGGACAAGGUUACUAAUCAAGAGGCAGUUGACGAAGUUCGCCCUCUAUGCGUUGGAAUUGAUAAGCCAGAGCUGUUUUCUGCUUGUAAAAAGCUUGUUGAUCUUUCAAUAAGUAGAGGUUCCAUGGACGAUACAAGCGUGAUGAUAAUCCAAUUAGGCCGUUUUGUUUCGUAAUACGCUUUUAGGGAAAAGGAGAUUCAGAUUAUGACAGUUGACCAGUUUCUUUGCUGCGGUACAUGCUUAUGGAAUCACAAAUGUCUACUUUGCUGUCUUUGCAGAACAUUACCAAAUGCCGAUAGAUGCAUGACUGGACUGGGAAUAGUCAAUAUUGGAUAGGUAUAACGAACUUGUAGCUCUUUCUACAAGCUUGUGCUGCAUGAUAAGUUCCGUACUGAUAAAGAUGCUUAAACAUGAGCAACACAUUGCCAGUCUAGCGACGAUUUGGAAAAGAAAUGUUUGACUGGUUCAGAGACUAAACAGCAGCAUGCAAUGAUGCAAAAGAAGCUUCAUGUUGAUAUAAAUUUGCAAAAAGCCAAAUACAGUUAAACAUCGAUCAUUUGAUCCGAUGAGCAGCCGAUCACACCAUCUUUUUCUUUUUGUUGUCUUCUGUACAUUUUCCUCCGCCAAUCACGUUACAUCAAGAACAAGGGCAACGACAAUAACUAUGGUUAUAUGUGCGCUACCAGGAUAGAAUGAUAGAUAGACGUACUUCAUAGUUCAUACAUUUAAAUUCAUGAUUUCAUGCUAAGUAGCAGGAAGUCUUGUGUUAUUCUCAUGUUAGUUUCUUGAUUUCGGAGGAAUAAAUGUUUGAAGGAAAAAUUUCAGUUUA